GCAUCUCUUUGAAUUAUUUUGCCGCAACAAGAUGCUGCGUCAGAGACCAAGUCGAGGUCGUGGUUCUGUGGAAAAGAUCGACCUUUGGAAUUUUCGUCUGCUGAAGGUCAAAGUGCUGUGCGCCGCGAAGAGCCUUUUAAGCAGCUGCAGGGGCUUUGGCAUCGAGGAAGCAGCUGAAAAUAUGAUCAAGCUGCGACCAUAUGUGCCCUCCAAUCGCAUUGCUGUGCGCGACUCCAUCGAUGAGGACAUUAGCGAUGACGUGGACGAUGAGGUCUUUAUCAAGGAUGCGCGCUCGGCCAAGCGCAGCGAGGAGCAGGGGCUGAAGCGUCCGCUGAUGGCGCCACGCCGCAAGCACAGUUCCGGCAGCUCACCCAUCAUGAAGAAGCAUCACAGACGCUGUUGUCGUUGCUGUGAGCCCUUCUGCUAUGCCCUCGCCGCCCUCACGGUUAUAUGUGCUCUGGUUAGUCUGGCCGCUCUCAUUCUCACACUUUUCCCCUUGCCGUUGGAGCGCUUAAAGUCCUGGUGGCAUAACGAUGGCAGUGCUGACUACGCAGCUGGUCCUUUGGCCGCUGCCUCCAGGGGUACUGGAGGUACCUAUGGCAGUACACAGGGCAGCGAGUUUGUGCCCUGCACUCAGAUUAGUGUGCAAAAUCGCUGGACACGCACGUUUGCGCGCAUGAACAGCGAAAGUCCGCUCCGGGCGGCGGACUUAAAUGGCGAUGGCAUUAAGGACAUUGUCUUCGGCUAUGGCGUGGAUGAUAAUAUCCAUUAUGAAGGCAUACCGCUGCCGCGUUGUCAGUCCGCGCAGCAGGGCGACGAUGUGCCCUGCGAGGGCGGCGUGAUUGCCGUCAAUGGACGCACCGGUGAGCUGCUCUGGCAGACCUGGAGUGUGGCGAAUGUAUUCUCCCUGCACUGCAGUGCGGAUAUAGAUGGUGAUGGCAGUCCCGAUUGUGUGGCUGCCGGACGCUUGGGCAUGAUCUUUGCCAUCAAUGGACGCAAAGGCAAUGUUAUUUGGACCUAUCGAGAAAUUGAAGUCGAAACUAACUCACCGAUUGUCAUGGAUCUUUAUACUAUUAAUGUGGUGCGUGACUUAAACGAUGAUGGCGUGCCCGAAAUACUAGCUGCCCAUCUGGAGGAGCGCGAGGAGUCAAAGGCAGGCCACAUAAAGCUGAUAUCGGGCAAAACGGGCAAAGUUUUGCGCACCAUACCCACACCAUAUCGCGAAGAAAUGUUUGUGCCCAUACAGAUGAUCACAAGGGGCGAUGGCACGGAGCUGUUGUUGAUACUCACUGGUGGCCAGAAUACCGCUGGUGGCGUCUACAGUCUGCGUCUUCACGCACUCAUGGCCUACACUAGCGAGAAGCACUUCACGCCCCUCUAUCAGCAGCCUCGCUCGGGCCUCAUGGUGCCCGCCGUACUCACCGAUCUUAAUGGCGAUCAUGUCGCCGAUGUUGUUGUAGCUUCCUUCAAUAGCACGGUCUAUGCCUUCGAUGGCAGAAACUUUAGCAUGCUCUGGAACUUUACAUUCCCGGCCAGCGAGUGCGUCAGCGCCAUUGUGCCGGGGCACUUCAAUAAUGACAAUGUCACUGACUUCAUGGUCAAGUAUAACACUGGACCCGGCUUUCCCGUCUACUACUACUCGCAGACAACCAUACUAGAUGGCCGCAAUGGACAACCUCUGCUCAAUGCGAUGAUGACAGACUCGGGAGGAGCCAGCAGCCUGUUGGGCGGUGUGUCCAUUUCGCAAAGCUUUGGCGGGGACUUCUUUCUGCAUUGGCAGUUACAGUGUCGGGAUAAGCCCCAUGCCAAGGAUGCUUACGAGUUUGUGCCAGACAGUGACAUCAUUCUGCAAGCCCGCGCUGACACCUGUCGUUUGCGCUACAAUGAGUCCACUGUAGUCAAGCUCUACGCCAUAGCCAGGCAUAUUGAACCACCGGGUGCGGUGCUGUUCAGCACGGAUGAUCUGGAGGUGCGACUAAAUCGCACUCUGCGUCCAGCUCAGAAGAGCAAACAGUCCCCACUAAAGCAUCCCAAGCUGCUCAAAAAGUUGCUCCAAAACCGCGAACAGCUGCUACGCAAGGUGGCCGAGGCGGAGGCGGCAGCUGAGGCACAAACGGAGCAGUCGCUGGCUGCUAAGCAUGCGAAGCACCGCAAGCUCCACAAUCCACUCAUCGAGCAGGAGGUGCUGCAGGAACUGUUGCCUGCAGCCGCGGUAGCGGCCCAGAAUGAACCCGGAGGCAAUUAUUAUCUGGGAAAUAAUGGCGCCGGAGGCUACAAGGAGUUUAAGGACUAUGAGCCGGCAGAAAAUGCGAACCCAUUGCGUGUGCCCGAGGAAUACGAGUUGCUCUACAAUGACAACGAGGUACCACAGCUGCAGAAUCAGAACGAGCGGCCCAUACACCUGCGCAGCAAAUAUCCUACCGCUGGCAAUAGAGACGUGCGCAGCGAGGGCUAUUCGGUCCCUACUUUACAGACCACUACAGGCCUUCCACUGACCGCCGAGUCACAGCUGAGUCUGUGGGAUUUGGAGCUGGAGCACGAAGCACAUGAACAGGCAGCCGAUGCAGCUGCGGCUGCUGCUGCCAAUCUGCCACCCACACCAGCGAGCAUGCCGGACUAUCGCCGCCGCAAGCGACAACGUCGUGCCGAAACCGAGAACAGCAGCACCCUAAAAAGCACCGCAAACAUGGCGAGCAGCCGCAGCUCUGGUCCUGUGGAGGAUGGCGAUGGGGUAACUGCGUCUGCUGCAACGGAAGAGGAGCCCACUGACUGGUACCUAGCUUCCAUUUCGUCGACGGGUGUGCUGCUAAAGGCGCUGGGAAAUGCCACCUCGUCGCUAGACUUUGCCUUCGUGCUCAAUAUACGCGAGUCGGAGGCCUACCCGCCGUUAUUCUCGCCGCAGGAUCUCAACUGCGUCGAGGAGCAAAUAAGCGCCUAUAAAAGCUACACUAUGGAUAACUUGCGUGUGCUGCGCAAGCAGUUCCUCAAGCAGUGCCUGUCCGAUCGGCUGGUGGACGCCGAGCCAGCGCUUCCCAAAUAUGAAUCACAGCUGAUUAUCACGCGGAUCGGCAUCACCUGCACCUGCCGGUCCCUGCAACCGGGCGAGGUCUGCUCCGAGUUGGACCACAUCGACGCCCAGCGCUGGACUGAGUUCAUGGGUAACGACGGCAAUGGCUACUACGCCAAUACCUAAGCAGUCUCAAGUUUUUUCCUCCCUCUUGUAAUUUACAUAACUGUCUUCGUGUGAGUGUUACUCGUAAAUUGUAAUUGUAAUUGUGUGUGCGUGUAUUUGUGUAUAUUUUAUGCGUUCGCACAAUGCGCAGGCACAAAAUCGUAGUUUUAUGAUUAUCUUUUUAAUUAGACGUUAACUUUUUGAUUUUUGAUAAAUGUCCUUUUUGAUUAUUUUAACAAAUAAAUAAGAAAUACUAGCCUA
Molecule: messenger RNA, 3433 nt
Organism: Scaptodrosophila lebanonensis
Lineage: Eukaryota; Metazoa; Arthropoda; Insecta; Diptera; Drosophilidae
Exons: 7
Coding region: 32-3193 (1053 amino acids)
Molecular function (GO): protein binding
Source: RefSeq, a predicted model, not a curated record